Silurus meridionalis is the source of this 995-nucleotide messenger RNA. Its product is annotated as vitelline membrane outer layer protein 1 homolog. The record is from RefSeq and is a predicted model, not a curated record. The transcript has 5 exons. NCBI's taxonomy places the organism in Eukaryota, Metazoa, Chordata, Actinopteri, Siluriformes, Siluridae. The coding region runs from base 85 to 696 and encodes 203 amino acids.
CACUCAGCAUAGGCACUUCUUCAGGCAGAAUCAUUUUGAUAACCUGAUAUCAGUUUAAUCUGAUUGUCUGCUUUACCUAAAAGAAUGCAUUUUGCACUCAGUGUUCUUUUUCCUCUGCUCGUUCUUUCCUUCGGGGAAUGUGCAGUCGUCAAUGACACCCAAACCAAAAUUUCGGUGUCCAAUACAAUCAGAGUAACUAAUGGACAGACCUGGGGUGUAUGGGGAAACCCAGAGAAGUGUCCUUCAGGCACAUAUGCGACGGGCUUUAGCCUUAAGGUUCAACCUCAUCAGGGCUUUUGGGUCGAUGACACGGCUCUAAAUGGAAUUGCCCUUCACUGCUCUAAACCCAUCGGCAACAAUGGGAUUGUUGGCCCCUACACAACAAUCAGGUCUUCUGAAGGAAGCUGGGGGUCUUGGACGCAGAACGUGUGGUGCCCUAAGGGAGUCCUCACGGCUUUCCAGCUGCAAGUGGAGAGUUAUCAGUGGCUGCUAGAUGAUAGUGCUGCUGCCAACAUAAGGUUUUCAUGUACUGGGAACCAGGUGUUGGAAGGUUCGGGUAUGAACUGGGGUUACUGGGGUUCUUGGAGCACAUUUUGUGCAGGAACUGGCAUUUGUGGGAUCCAAACAAGAAUGGACCCACCUCAGGGGCUAAGUGAUGACACUGCUCUUAAUGACGUCCUUUUCUAUUGCUGCUAACUAAGCAACAGCUGACAAGACGAGAACAUGAUCAAGAGCUACAUAUAUAUUCAUAAUGAUCUCUUUAUUUCUCAUUAAAGCCAUUUUCUGAGUGCAUUAUAGUCACAAUGGAAUUAUUAGUUAAUCAAUCUUCCACUAAUGAUAAGCAUUUACAUCCUGUUGUUCUAUUAUCCUUUGCCUGUUCUCUAAUCUAAUCACUUAAUAAAACAAAACAUUUGCAUCAACAGGUUUCUGUAAACUUUUUUUUGCUUUUUUUUUUUUUUGAAAUAUAAAAAUAUACAAAAAAUAACAUUAAAGCA